Molecule: messenger RNA, 366 nt
Organism: Protopolystoma xenopodis
Lineage: Eukaryota; Metazoa; Platyhelminthes; Monogenea; Polystomatidea; Polystomatidae
Source: the annotation of a GenBank genome assembly
AUCGCUCGCUUCCGACAACCGCAAUGCUAUCCAUCCAGUAGCUUCACUCCGGAAGAUCCACUGCAAGAAGCUGUUCUUCUCCUACUCAUUUCAGAAUACCUUGCCAGCCAAGAAGUAAUUUUGAAUAGGUCAUCCGAACUAGCUGAGGCCAGGGUGAGAACGCUCAACAACACGACUGCGGUUUAUGACUUGCUGGCUGUGGCGCUUGUGCGCAAGGGCUAUUUCGGAUUUCUUUCAAAAACCUUGGAACGAUCGCUCAAAUUUUCUUUUCAAGAGUUCCAUAUCUGGUAUCAAUUCGCUCUUUCAUUAAUCAGCGCUCGCAAGCUUAUAGUAGAUUACGAAGUCUGGCUCUUCCUUGCAUGCUAA